AUGUCACUGCCGGAGCAGGGAGGUCUCGUCAGCGCGGAACUAGCACGCGCGUUUGUGGUGGUCAACCUGGUCGUCCUCAGCCAGGUCGUCUGCGUGUUUGGUAUCGGCGCCAACAUUUUCAACAUGAUCAUCUUCAAGAGGCACGGGUUCAAAGACACCGUCAACGUUAGUCUGUUCGCGAUGGCCAUCGGCGACCUCGGGGCUCUGGUCACUCAGCAGUGGUUCAUCAUCUGUGUAAACCCCUGGUUUCAGGACUUGGACAUUCCCUUCAGCUCCACGGAGGUCCAGAGUUUGACAGCGGGGUACCCUCACCGGUAUUUCGUCAAGUCAACCGCCUGGAUCACAGCUUUUGUCACGUUUGAGCGCUGUCUGUGCGUGGUGUUACCGUUUAAAGUGAAGAGUCUCAUCACCCGCAAGGUUUCCUUUGUUUUUAAUGUGGGCGUAUACGUCUUUAUGACGCUAACAAUGAUACCCCUCUACACCACGACCUAUUUCUGCUGGAAGUUUUACCCCGCGAGGAACAGAACUCUUCUGGGGAUUACCUUCACUUCUGACAGCAAAGAAACCCUCUCCAAAUGGCUCUUUCUCUCCGACUUCGUCGUUCCUCUUAUCGCGUUCAUCAUCGUCCUCUUCUGCACCCUCAUCACCGCGGCCAAACUGAAAAGCAAAGCAAAAUGGCGGCGGAAGACGGCGGCCCCGGGGUCCUCUCUCACUUCCGGCGAGAUCUCCUCCAAAGACAGGAGAGUGGUAGUCAUGAUCGUCAUCAUCGCCGGAAUCUUCAUCCUCUGCAGCACGCCUAUCAGCGCCAUCUCCCUGGCGCGGUCCAUCGAGCCCGAGGUCAACAUCAUCGGCCGUUACGCCAACCUGAACUGGCUGUGUGCGAGCCUGGGCAUGCUGGCGGAGACGGUCAACUCCAGCAUCAACGCCCUGGUCUACUACAAGAUGAGCUCUCGCUACAGGGACACGCUAGGACAGAUGUUCUCCCCCUGCUCCUUGUGGUGGCGAAACGACAAUAAUCCGUUUUGA
This is a messenger RNA of Aplysia californica (California sea hare), 1026 nucleotides long. RefSeq lists its product as uncharacterized. The transcript is spliced from 2 exons. NCBI's taxonomy places the organism in Eukaryota, Metazoa, Mollusca, Gastropoda, Aplysiida, Aplysiidae. Gene Ontology annotation, molecular function: G protein-coupled peptide receptor activity. The record is from RefSeq and is a predicted model, not a curated record. Gene Ontology annotation, biological process: G protein-coupled receptor signaling pathway. Gene Ontology annotation, cellular component: membrane. The coding region runs from base 1 to 1026 and encodes 341 amino acids.